Messenger RNA from Moneuplotes crassus, 1226 nucleotides. Lineage: Eukaryota; Ciliophora; Spirotrichea; Euplotida; Euplotidae. The record is from the annotation of a GenBank genome assembly.
AUUUAUCAAUAAUAUGAUUUGAACCCAAAAUGGAUUCAUCCAAUCCGGAUUUCAUAAAAAUCUAGACAAAAAAGAAGACAUCGAAGAUAUUGACAUUUUCUGUGUGACCAAGGAGAGUCGGACUGAGGACUCCCACUCAGUUAAUAAUAACGAGCUCGUUUUCACGAUAAAAUGAGAUAAUUCUCAGAAAAAGGCCCGAAUGGAGACUCAACAAAAGAAAGAGAGUAAAGGACCAGGCAGGCCUAUCAAACAGCCCAAGAAAUCUAAGAGAGGCCGUAAGAAGAAGUCUGAACUUCUUAAAGAGAGAUCUGCCAAGGGUGAACAACCCAAGCCUGUUCAAAUUUCUCGUGAGGAAAAGAAGGCUCGAUAUUAUGAGGAAAUGUUCAGGCGCCAAGAGGAGCGGGAAAAGAAGAAGAAUAAACGUAAGGAAAACAAGUUACAGAAGCAGACCUUCACUGUUGACGAUACUUUCAAUAAGAAGUCUAAAGCUUUAACAAAUGAGGACAUUAACCUAGACUCUAUACACAGUAAAUCCCAACUGUCGAACACCGUUAACAAGAAGGAACUGGAUAAUAUAAAAAUUGAACUUGUUCAUGAUCCGCUGGAUUUCUGAACUCCAGGGUGAUAUGAGUGGCUUGAAAACUCUUUGCACGAAAAUUUCGAUAAAGGGUCAUAUAAAAAUGGAGGUGAAAUUAAAGAAGCCUACCAUUCAAAUUUAGAUAUUUGAAAAAUAGAAAAUAAGAAAAAUAUUUCAAAUUCAAAUUUUGAUGAAACGAUGAUAGAUUCUGAACUUACAGCUCCUAAAAAUAGUGCUAGCUCCUGAAGUUUUAGUUCGAAAGAUAUUUCAUUUAAUAACCCUAUUUUGUCCCAAGCAGACCUAAGAGAAAUAUUCUGAAAUCAAAUUUUGGAAGCCACAAAAUAUCUUCAAACUUCAAAAAUAUCAAAAAUCCAAAAACCAAAGAGUCCAGUAUCUUCAGCUGCUUCCUCCAAGAAAACUCAGAUCACACUCACAUCACUUACAGCCCCUGUUCAGACCUUCAAGAAGAUUUUUAAAAUAACAAAUAAAAAUCGUCCAAAACCGCUCAAAAACAUUUUGAACACACAGACGGAGGCUUCCCAGCCCCAACAACGAUCAGGAGGGUUACGUUCUCUUCACCAGAGGUUGAGGGGAGUAUAACUAUAUUCUGAGGAUUAUUUCCUACUACUUGUUCGAUAAAGGACUUAUA